Messenger RNA from Hordeum vulgare subsp. vulgare (domesticated barley), 1233 nucleotides. Its product is annotated as ubiquitin carboxyl-terminal hydrolase 3-like. Gene Ontology annotation, biological process: protein deubiquitination; ubiquitin-dependent protein catabolic process. Bases 189 to 863 code for a protein of 224 amino acids. Lineage: Eukaryota; Viridiplantae; Streptophyta; Magnoliopsida; Poales; Poaceae. Gene Ontology annotation, molecular function: cysteine-type deubiquitinase activity. The transcript has 9 exons. Gene Ontology annotation, cellular component: cytoplasm. The record is from RefSeq and is a predicted model, not a curated record.
GUUGGCUGAAACCAUAUCGCGGAACUGUCGAAUCUGAGCACCCGCCGCCGAGAAGCAAGACCUGAACGCCACCCCCGCCGGCGUAUCCGAUUGGGCGAUUGGCCGCACAAGAGAAAACACGGCCUCGCUAAACCACCACCCGCCGCCACUACUCUCCAUCCCCUCUACCUCCGGCAACGUCGGCCGCCAUGGUGAAGCGGUGGCUACCCCUGGAGGCCAACCCCGACGUCAUGAACCAGUUCAUGUGGGGGCUGGGGGUCCCGGAGGACGUGGGGUUCUGCGACGUGUACGGGCUCGACGACGAGAUGCUCGCCAUGGUGCCCCAGCCGGUCCUCGCCGUCCUCCUGCUCUACCCGCAGGAUAAGAAGAAGGAAUCUGAUGCCUCGACCACCUCCUCCACGGCGGAGACCAAGGAAUCCAACAAGAAAGUAUAUUUUACAAAACAGACUGUUGGCAAUGCUUGCGGAACAAUUGGUAUUAUUCAUGCAAUAGGGAACGCUGUGUCCAAAAUCAAGCUAGUUGAUGGGUCCUAUUUUCAUAGAUUUUAUAAACAAACUGCUGAUAUGGAUCCUAUCCAGCGUGCUGCUUUUCUUGAGGAGGACCAAGAAAUGGAGGAUGCUCAUUCUGUUGCUGCUGCUGGUGGUGAUACAGAGGCCAAGGAUGGGGUAAUUGAACAUUACGUUUGUUUUUCGUGUGUUGAUGAUGAACUUUACGAGCUUGAUGGAGGAAAGCCACAGCCGAUACAUCAUGGCCGCUCCUCUCCUGAUAGCUUGUUGCAGGAUGCUGCAAGAGUCAUAAAAGCGAGGAUUGCGGAGUAUUCCGAGUCACUCAACUUCAAUGUCAUGGCUCUCUCAAAGAUGUAGUGAAACAUGGGUCUCCUGACUCCAGAGAGAAGGUUUACUGAUUCACACACACACACUCUACCUCAUCUGCACCAGGCCUCAGUUAAGUCCAACUACAGCAUCAUUUCCGUUACGCUGGUGUAACACGAUGAAAUGAAAUGAAAUAAUAUGGGAACACAAAGCGAUCAAGGCAGACCACAUCCUCUGAAGCUGCUUUAACUUGCCAUUCUGCUGCACCGAGGAGAUUACAGUUUUCUGUUUUAGAGUUGCUUGUUGAUGCUUCCCUUUCCUUACACCUAGAUGAGCUUGUCAUGGGUAUUAUCAACUGUAGAUGGCAAAAAGCGCUUGCAGUGACAUUUAUGAUUACACAUGUUAAGGAAAAGUUGAUGUA